AUGAAUAAUGUUGGACUUCUAGUUUCUGCUCUUUUCGAUCGUUUUAAAAAUUUAGAGUUUUUUAAUUCCUUUUAUAAGGCAAUUAAUGAAAUUUCAUAAUACCCAGAAUAAAAAGUACUCUUAAGUUAGAAGUUUAAAAUAAACUUCAAGAAAAUGAUUAUUAAGGUAUUAAUAAUUAAUACUUUAGAAUAACAAGAACUUCAACUGUUUAAUAUUCAAAAUAAUUGUUAGAGAGCAUUAUUUUAGUUAAGAAAUUUGCAUCACAAUAUUUAUUUUAAUUGUUUCAACUUGGAUGUGAAUUAGAUAUAAAUUUAGAAGAACAAGCAAUUAUAUUUUUGAAAUUCCUGAAAAACACAAGAGAAGAGAGUUUCAUUACAGAAAUAAUUGAAAUCCUUUAAAAUAUCAAACAAAAUAUAUUCAGAAACUCUUUAUGGUCUAUAGGCUUAGAAGAUCAAAUUGAAUAGUGUAAUUUAGAUAUGAAAAGAAUUUAGACUUUUAUACGAUAUAGCAUCUACUAACAGUAAAAAAAUAGAAACAACAUUAAAUUAUGAUGAUUCAGAUACUGAAUAAUCUGAAAUUGAUAUGCAUGAAGUUAUAGAAGGUUGGAUAUGUUAAGAUGAAUAAGGUUACUUCAAAUAAUAAUUAGUGUACUUUAGAAAUGAUGUAUAUUUUGAAUUCAUCAUGAAAUUAGUAUUCGACUUACUAAAUUCAUAACCUAUACCUUAAUGGGUAAUUUGAUUAUUUAAAUUAUAGUUUUCAAUACUGUAAAUUGAAAAUGAUGAAUUAAAUGAUUGUAGAAUGUGGAAAUCUGAAACAUAGAAAUUAGAUCCUGUUUAUAAUUAUAGGUCAAAAAAAGUAUUAAAGAUUAUUACUAAUGAUAAAAAUUUUGCUAUAAUUACAAAAUAAGUACCUUAAUUGUUAAUGAAAAUAUGUAAAAGUUAUUUCUAAUUAGUUUACAUGAUUUAUGAAUCGCUUAAAGAUUAUGAAAGAACAAUCAAUCUCUAACAUAUAGGAUAAUUGAUUGACUAUUUAUUUUUGUAAAGUCCUAAAUCUUGUCUCUAUUAUAUAGUUGAUUUAAACUUGGCAUUUUUAUGAUGAUAUUUAAGAAAACAUUUCAAGUUAAGAAUUUAAGUUUAAAGAUUUGGAUAAUAUAAAUGAAUUUGCUAAAUAAAGAAAUUAAAAUCAUUCUAAAUUUCAAUUUAAUUCUCAAGAUUAAAAAUUCAAAAGAUAAAAAACAAUAGUUGAAAUCAUCAUAAUUCAUUUAGUCCUUAAAAUAAAAUAUUAUGUGUUACAAAAUUAAGUGUUUUAGCUAUUGAUAAAUUCGAAACAAAAUAUACUCUUAAUAAGAACAGUAAAGCCUUACCUCAAUUAAAUUCAGCAUCAAAAUAGAAUAAAUGGAUUAACAUACUAUCUAUAUUUCCAAAAAAUAAAUCAUAUUUGA
Messenger RNA from Paramecium sonneborni, 1441 nucleotides. Lineage: Eukaryota; Ciliophora; Oligohymenophorea; Peniculida; Parameciidae. The record is from the annotation of a GenBank genome assembly.